AUGUUCAAGCAACGAUCUCACGAGACCCAUCACAACACACACGUCCCCGAGAUCAAGGCCAACCCGGGUGAGUACACCGUCGCUGUUCUUGGCGAUAGCCUCUUCGAGCGCUUUAAAUCAACCGGUAAAUUCGUGAGCGUCGAACCAACCGCCGACGAAAUGUUCAAGCUUCGCUCUCACCAGACCCACCACAACACCCACGCUCCCCAGAUCAAGAACAACCCUGGCCAGUACACCACCGCCCUCCUCGGCGCCAGCGGUGUCGAGCGCUUCAAGACCACUGGCCGAAUGCUGAGCAUCAACAAGGACUCGCGCAUCCUCAACCUCGGUGUUGGCGGUGACAAGAUCUUGAAUGUUCAGUACCGCAUGGAUCAAGGCCUCGUCCGCCUUCUGAAGCAGCACCAGCCGAACAUCAAAACUAUGUACAUCCACAUGGGAUCCAAUAACCUCAAGAAGCAGGGUCUUCGAAAGGGUGAUGCGGAUGUGUACGGCGCGGUUGUCAAGCAGUUGCGAACUGAGUUUCCCGACAUGACUCUUGUCAUCACUGCGUUGUUCAUCCAGCGUGGUCUGGGACUUGAUGUGAUUGACGAUGCGAACAACAAGCUCAAGGCUAUUGCCGAAGAGCAUGGAUGCGUGUUCCUGCCUUUUGGGGAUGACCAGGCGGGCAUCAUGAGCGAGGACAAUGUCCACUUGAACGAGUUUGGGUAUCGCAAGUGGAACGAAAUCCUCACCAACGACAUGAACAGCCGUUGA
This is a messenger RNA of Fusarium fujikuroi IMI 58289, 753 nucleotides long. RefSeq lists its product as uncharacterized. Bases 1 to 753 code for a protein of 250 amino acids. The transcript has a single exon. The record is from RefSeq and is a predicted model, not a curated record. NCBI's taxonomy places the organism in Eukaryota, Fungi, Ascomycota, Sordariomycetes, Hypocreales, Nectriaceae.